Molecule: messenger RNA, 1907 nt
Organism: Glycine soja
Lineage: Eukaryota; Viridiplantae; Streptophyta; Magnoliopsida; Fabales; Fabaceae
Product: elongator complex protein 4-like
Exons: 9
Coding region: 230-1312 (360 amino acids)
Biological process (GO): tRNA wobble uridine modification
Cellular component (GO): elongator holoenzyme complex; transcription elongation factor complex; cytoplasm
Source: RefSeq, a predicted model, not a curated record
UUUAAUUUCUAAAUUAAGUUCAGUAAGUAAGUUUCUAACCGAACAACUAUAGUUGAAAUCAAAGUAGCAAAUCCAACAAAUUCAAAUCGUGCGGAAAAAAAACCCAGCAAGUCCCUCGUUUUGAACUAAAACUCCGAACUCACUGCUUUCAAACUUCAAAGUAAGACCCAACUCUAUCUAGUUCUACUUUCAGGUCUCAGAGUGGCAUAUUAUAAAGUAUUGAUGCAGAAUGGCUGCAACCAGGGCUCGAGUUAGUAGUUUCUCUCGCAAUGUAUCAACUGUAACAUCUCAGAAUCCUGGACUUAAGCAUGGCCCUAAUGGGACAAUGUUCAUUUCAUCUGGGAUUCCAGAUCUGGACAAGAUUUUAGGUGGUGGUUUUUCUCUGGGUAGCCUUGUCAUGGUAAUGGAAGAUCCUGAAGCACCUCAUCAUAUGCUUCUAUUGAGAAAUUUUAUGUCCCAAGGACUUGUGCAAAAACAGCCACUCUUGUAUGCCAGUGCAUCUAGAGAUCCUAAAAGUUUUCUUGGUACUUUGCCUAGUCUGGUGUCACCCAAAGGCGAUAAAUCUUCAGAUCUCGGCCAGGAAAAGGAUCUAAGAAUCGCUUGGCAAUACAAAAAGUACUUUGGUGAGCCUCAGCUAAAUCUGAACACUAAUAAUGGUGGUCAUCAUGAUUACUGUAAUGAUUUUGACUUGAGAAAGCCCCUGGACCGGCAUUUUUUUAGUGGCAUUAAUGUAGAUUGUGUUAGCAUCAAAGAUUCUCCUAACCUUACCAGUCUUCAAGAUCGUUGUGCUGGAUUUCUAGCUAAAUUCUCAAGAAAUGAAGGCAGCAUUUCCUCUGCUGGUCGUAUUGCAAUUCAAUCAUUCUGUUCUCCACAAUGCAAGUAUUCAAAUGAGGAGUGGCAUAUGCUUUCUUUUAUUAGGUCACUAAAGGGCUUGGCCCGGUCUUCAAAUGCUGUUAUUGUUGUAACCUUCCCACCUUCACUUCUUUCUCCAUCUUGUUCAAAGAGAUUGCAGCAUAUGGCAGACACCUUGCUUUCUGUCAAAGCCAUUCCAGAUGAGGACCAGGAACUUGCAAAACUCCUCACUGGUUACCAGGAUAUGAUUGGGCUUCUAAAUGUACACAAAGUUGCGCGGUUUAAUACACAGGUUCCAGUGAUUCUGGACGCCACAACAUUCUCAAUAAAAUUACAAAGACGGAGGUUUUUGGUUUUAGAAUGUCUAAAUCAAGCCCCAGUUGAUGGUUCAAGUGGCAGUUCGUAUGGCACAUCUGGUGGUUGUUCUGGGUCAACUAAAGCUGGGUCACUUGAUUUUUAGACUAUACCUUUUUUAUAACAGAAGACUUGUUUCAACCAAAAAUACAAUAGCAAUGGUGAGUCAGGCUCAGUUUUUCUUAGUGCUUGAAAUUUUGUUAGUGAGUCAGCCUUCUAAAUUGUUACUCCUUUUCUUUUUGUUCUUUUGAUGAUCAACUGGUUUCACCAUUGGUUCGUCUGCAAUGUACAGACAUUUUCUUUAAAAGUUAGUGUAACAGUGAGAAUGGCGAGUGUCAGGGGAAAAAACAUAAUGAAAAUAGUGAAUAUAAAAAACACUGUUAACGAUUAUUGCCUAAUUAUGUUGUCACUUGACCUUGGUCAUGGCACACUUGAUACUAGUGUAACUACAUGUUUCUUAGUUUUCCAUUAUGUUUGGCAAAAAAUAUUGAUUACUGUAACUUCCCCUGGAGAUUCUUGUCUAGUUACACAACCAUGGGUCCCAGACCACUAAGGACAAUUUAAAAUGUGUGGGUUAGGGUUGUCAUCCCAUGGGGAAUGGGUAUUUUGUAUACCUGGUAUUAAAUCUUCAUAUAAGAUGCAUGGGUAUGAUCCCCUCAUUAAUAUUAUAUCUGGUGCAAUUUGACGAGUUGGUCACACUC